GCGGCGGCGGCGGCGGCGGCGGCGGAGGGAGGGACUGACGAGAGCGUGCUGCGGAACUGAUCGGGAGGCGGGGGACGGGAUGAAGAAGCGGAAGCGAGAGAUCGGCGGCGGCGGCGGCGGCGGCGGCGGCGUCCGGGGGGGAUUCCACCGCCUCCUCCGCGGGAGGCUCGCCCACAGCUGCCGCUUCCACGGCGGCCUCCUCCCGCUGAUCUCCGCCGUGUCCGGCUGCCUCCUGUUCCUCCACGCCGUCCUCUCCCUCCUCUCGCCUUCCCCGUCGUCCCUGCUGCAGCAGGACCACCUCGCGUUGCGACACCGCGGCUCGGCGUCGUCGGAUCGAGCUGGCGACGGAUUGGAGGAGGAAUCGCCGGCGGCGGCCGGGAACUUGUUUCGUGUUCCGUCUACUGGAGGAAGUUUGAGUCGCGAUUUGUGGACUUCGAGGUCAUCGAGCUUCUUCUACGGCUGCAGCAAUGCCAGCGGCCAAUUCAUGACCGCUGAGGCGAAAACGCAACCUAACCGAUACCUGUUGAUCGCCACUAGUGGAGGAUUGAAUCAACAAAGAACAGGGAUAACAGAUGCUGUUGUUGCAGCUUAUAUACUAAAUGUCACCCUUGUUGUGCCGAAGCUGGACCAGAAAUCUUUCUGGAAAGACUCAAGCAACUUCAACGAAAUCUUUGAUGUCAACUGGUUUAUUUCCUUUCUCUCAAAGCAUGUAAAAAUCAUAAAGCAGCUCCCAGCAAAGGAGGGAGGAAAAGCACUGAACCCAUAUACCAUGCGCGUCCCUCGGAAGUGCAACCCAAAGUGCUAUCAAAGUCGUGUUCUGCCUGUCUUAAACAAAAAGCAUGCUGUUCAACUUACCAAGUUUGAUUACAGACUAUCAAACAGGCUCAACAAAGAUCUGCAAAAGCUGAGAUGCAGAGUAAACUACCAUGCUUUGAAGUUCACAACUCCAAUUGUUGAGAUGGGUAGGACAUUGGUAGAGAGGAUGAGGUCGAAAAGCAGUCACUUUAUAGCCCUUCACUUAAGGUUCGAACCAGACAUGCUUGCAUUCUCUGGAUGCGAUUACGGUGGUGGAGAGAAAGAAAGGCGGGAGCUUGGUGCUAUUCGAAAGAGGUGGAAAACUUUACAUGCAAGCAAUCCUGACAAAGUAAGGAGGCAUGGAAGAUGCCCGCUAACUCCAGAGGAAGUUGGUCUGAUGCUGAGGGCUCUCGGUUUUGGAAGUGAUGUCCACAUUUAUGUGGCAUCCGGUGAGGUGUACGGUGGCAACGAGACAUUGGCACCACUGAAAGCACUCUUUCCCAAUUUUCAUUCGAAGGAGACUAUAGCAAGCAAGGAAGAGUUGGCACCAUUCUCAUCAUUUUCAUCUCGGAUGGCUGCACUGGACUUCAUUGUUUGUGAUGAAAGCAAUGUUUUUGUUACCAACAACAAUGGAAACAUGGCCAAGAUUUUAGCUGGCAGAAGGAGAUACUUUGGGCACAAGCCAACCAUAAGGCCAAAUGCUAAAAAACUAUACAAACUAUUCCUAAAUCGGAGUAGCGCUCCAUGGGAGGAAUUUGCCUCGAGGGUUCGGACCCAUCAGAUUGGUUUUAUGGGAGAACCCAACGAGGUGAGGCCAGGCAGAGGCGAGUUCCAUGAAAAUCCAUCGUCUUGCAUUUGCGAGAAACCCGAAGCGAAGUCCAGGGCACGCAUGGAUGCCCCCACAAGAACCGAUGACAGCGGCGAAGCUGAUAAGGAGAAGAACGCAGGGAAGGUAUCGACGUACGAUGCGACAGAAGAGCAGAAACCCGAAGAUGAACAAGAUGGGCCCGACAUGGAUUACAUGGAAGACGGAAAUGAAAACCAAGGGAAUCGCUUGCCAAACGGAUCGGAUUCCGAAACCAACCUGCUCAAAGCCGAACAGCCAGAACUGGAAGAGAUGUUUUCUGACUGAAGGAAAGAUACGGUCCAUCCCUGACUCCACUCUCCUUUCAAUUCUUUGGGUCUUUCCAUCAGCCCUUGCAGCCAAUUCUGUUUCUUCGGACGACAUCAAGAAGGCGCAUUGUAUAUAGAAAUCGGGCGCCUGAUGUUCUCACAACUUCAUCGGGGGGCCAACCGCAAGCAAAUCCCGGGCUUCCGCGAUUGAAUUUUUGCUUCUCUUAAUUGUGUAUUCAUGCAGCAUUUCCUUGUAAAUUAAAACAAUUUUGGGCCCUCUUCUUUUUGCUGUGAUUCUUAGCCAUUUGCUUUUGCCGCAAGGCAGAGGAAGGAACAGGGGGAAUAAGAAUAGGUACUUACGUUUUUUGGUA
Molecule: messenger RNA, 2279 nt
Organism: Syzygium oleosum
Lineage: Eukaryota; Viridiplantae; Streptophyta; Magnoliopsida; Myrtales; Myrtaceae
Product: O-fucosyltransferase 6-like
Exons: 10
Coding region: 80-1927 (615 amino acids)
Source: RefSeq, a predicted model, not a curated record